AUGACACAUGCAUUCUGCCUUGGCUUUCGUGGAGGCGUCCCCGUGGAGGCGACUUCGUCAUUCUCUCGAGCACAGCGACAGUGCGUUCCCAUCUCGGGCCCGUCGUUCCCUACGAUUCUUCGCCCGCCGGCGGUUCGCCUGGCCAACCCGGUCAAUCACGUCCCUCGUAUUACUCCGAUCACCGUCCCUCCACACCGGUCAGACGAAAGUCUUCCCAUCGGCCCUCAGCGCGACGCAUAUCCCCUCCUCAGCGUCCCCGAACGCCGCCGCAGUCGCCUCACUCCAUCCCCCACAUCGCCCACCAGCCUGAUCGUUGAGCGCAGCCAAGGAGAGACUGAGAGCGGACGGACUAGUAUUGCUCUACCUCACCGUCACCGGCGCAGCGGCCAAUUCCUCCCCUCAGAGAUGGCAGCCGCAUUUGCGGGCAGCGCGGCGAGAGAUGUCGAGAACCUGCGCCCCCCAGAAGAAGUCCACCUUGCCCAGGACGGCACUCGUCGUCGAGACGAUGACCGACCGCGCCACGUCCAAUCACAAACCUCUCUCCGAUCUCAAUCCCAAAUCGCAUCGGUUCCCUCCCACACCGGCCAAGCCCCUCCAGAUAUCGCCGACGAGCUGGCGUGGGGUCCGGCCCAUCCCUGCUACCCUCACCUCAACCCCCAUGUUCCCAUCGGCUCGCAAGAAUAUCUCACAACACGAGUGAUUCGCAUUCGGCGAGACUGGAUGGUCAAGGGCGAUUUGGCGCCCACCUUCUCCAACCUAUACCCGGAGAUCUUGGACCCCUUAUUACCAGAGCAAGAGUUCCGCAAAGUGAUCGCGAUGGUCAACGAUGGGCUCGUGAAGGCAUUUGACCCCUUCAGCCUUCGCAAUUGGGUGGAUGGAGCAAUUGGCCUCUUGACCGGGUGGGUUUGGGAUGACAUGAAUGCUCCUGGGGUCAAAGGCCAACUUCAGCAUGUCGAGACCUGGCUUGAGAAUUGGAACCGGGAUGUCGGGGCCAAGGACGGGGUCCAUAUUUGGAGCCUGCGCCGCACUGCGUAUAUGUCCAUUGACAUCCAGAUUCCAGACCCCAAGGUUGGCAUCGUACCCAGCGAAGGACCCUCGCUACCAAAUACUCGACCCAGUACCGGGGUCGGUCCUGGCAACUGA
Molecule: messenger RNA, 1143 nt
Organism: Penicillium macrosclerotiorum
Lineage: Eukaryota; Fungi; Ascomycota; Eurotiomycetes; Eurotiales; Aspergillaceae
Product: ERF4 family protein
Exons: 2
Coding region: 1-1143 (380 amino acids)
Biological process (GO): protein targeting to membrane; peptidyl-L-cysteine S-palmitoylation
Cellular component (GO): endoplasmic reticulum palmitoyltransferase complex; extrinsic component of endoplasmic reticulum membrane
Source: RefSeq, a predicted model, not a curated record